This is a messenger RNA of Aspergillus japonicus CBS 114.51, 915 nucleotides long. RefSeq names its product sulfurtransferase. NCBI's taxonomy places the organism in Eukaryota, Fungi, Ascomycota, Eurotiomycetes, Eurotiales, Aspergillaceae. The coding region runs from base 1 to 915 and encodes 304 amino acids. The transcript is spliced from 2 exons. Gene Ontology annotation, cellular component: mitochondrion. Gene Ontology annotation, molecular function: thiosulfate-cyanide sulfurtransferase activity. The record is from RefSeq and is a predicted model, not a curated record. Gene Ontology annotation, biological process: transsulfuration.
AUGACAGAUCCCUUCCCCUCCUACCUCAUCACACCCGCAGAAUACCACAAUGUAGUCACCACCACCCCGACCACCACACGACGCAUAAUCCCCUUGGCAGCAGGGCGGCCCGCGCUUCUUCCGGCGUUUGAAGCCCACCACCUCCCUGGCACGAAAUUCUUUGAUCAGUCCGUCAUCCGCGAUGCUACCUCCCCCUACCCCCUCAUGCUCCCCACCGCCGAAGCCUUUGCCGCCGCCAUGACAGCCCUCGACAUCCGGCCCUCCGACAUCCUCGUCGUGUACGACGCAUACGAGAUCGGGACCUAUAGCGCGCCGCGCGUGGCGUGGAUGUGCUCGUUCUUCGGCCACGACGCGGUGCAUGUUCUGAAUAACUUCCGCGUGUAUGUGGAUUUGGGAUACCCGGUGAGCUCGGGGGAGAUUGAGAAAGCGGGCGGCGGUGGGGUUACGAAAGAGCCGGGGGAUGCGUAUUCCGUCGCAACGGUCCCGGAUCCUAAGAGACUGAUCUCAUAUGAGGAGGUUAAGGGGUUAGUCGGGGAUGAAGAGGUUAAGAUUGUGGAUGCGAGAAUCGCGGGUCGAUUCAGCGGGACGCAGAGUGAAGAGGACACCAGCUUGCGGUCGGGGCAUAUUCCUGGCGCAGUCAAUGUGCCUCUGGCGAGGUUAUUGGAUGAGACCUCCAAGGUGAUACUGCCCGCUUGCACACUCAAGGACAUCUUUGAGGAGGCAGGGGUGCCUGUCACGAACGAGGUUCCACGGUCAUGGAUCUUGACCUGUAACUCCGGCGUGACUGCCGCUGCACUGGAUCUAGCGCUUUCGGAAAUCGGCGCGAAGGGCCCUAGAAGGUUAUAUGAUGGUAGUUGGAUGGAAUGGACAAGGCGAGCCGAGGAAGAGCUGGUGGUCGUUGACACAAACAGCUGA